Messenger RNA from Candidula unifasciata, 1956 nucleotides. Lineage: Eukaryota; Metazoa; Mollusca; Gastropoda; Stylommatophora; Geomitridae. The record is from the annotation of a GenBank genome assembly.
AUGAGUAGGGGAGAAGAUGUUUAUGAAGGUAAGAGGUCAAAUCCGGUCAGAACAGCGGAAGUGCUAAAACAGUUACAGGCAGAACCCCAACACAGAAAUAUUUUGGAAUCGUUUAUAGUUAAAAACGAAGACGUCUUUGCACUGACAGAUAUAGAGUUAGGGAGGACACAAUCUGUGCAGAUGGAACUGGAUACAGGGGAGCAUAAACCCAUUUGUUUAAGACCGUAUAGAACACCGCUCAAAGAUAGAGAAAUAGUGGAAAAAGCUAUACAUGAAAUGCUGCAGGCUGGCAUUAUUGAACGAUCGUUGUCCUCAUGGUCCUCGCCAAUAGUUAUAGUAAAGAAAAAGGACGGCACACACAGAUUCUGCUGCGACUACCGAGCACUAAAUAAAAUAACUAAGAAUAUUUCGUACCCCAUGCCAGUCGUGGAUGAUAUUUUAGGGCUGCUGAACAAGUCGACAUAUUUUACGACCCUAGACGCGAGGUCGGGUUUUUGGAGCAUUCCUAUGUCCGAGGAUGCCAGCGACAAGAGCACUUUUAGCACUCAUCUGGGAAGUUUCCGCUGGCUCCGAAUGCCAUUUGGUCUACGCAAUAGCCCUCCAGUGUACAUGCGGCUCGUAGAUCAGGUACUUAACGGUCUACAAAAAUUCGCAUUAGCAUACGUCGACGACAUAUUAGUAUUUUCAUCAGGAUCCGUCGAAGACCACUUAGAACAUGUUGAACGGGUGUUUGACAGGCUUAGGGAACACGACGUCAAACUAAAGCUCAACAAAUGCAACUUUCUCAAGACCGAGACCAAGUAUCUUGGCUUCGUAAUUAAUAGACAAGGGAUACAACCCGAUCAAGAAAAAGUGAAAGCAAUACAGGAGUUACCACACCCCACAAACGUAAAGGAAGUACGAGGAUUUAUUGGAAUGUGCGGAUACUACAGACGAUUCAUACCAAAUUUCUCACAGAUAGCGGAACCGAUGAUUAACCUCACCCAAAAAUACGCUAGAUUUAGGUGGACAGAUGAAUGCCAGGCCGCCUUUGACUUUCUUAAAGAAAGCUUAAAAGUAAUACCCCUUCUAGCUCACCCAGACACAGAUAAGGAGAUGGUCUUGUAUACAGACGCCUCGGACAUUGCUAUAGGGGCCUGCCUAACAAUACCGAUGAGUGAAGGGGAGGCUGAGAUUAUACCAGGAAUAAAGAAUGAAAAACCUAUUUAUUUUCUAUCCCAUAAGCUUAGCAAAAGCCAGAGGAAAUGGCCCGUUAUUGUAAAAGAGGCGUUCGCUAUCCACUAUGCCCUGGAAAAGCUUAACUAUUACUUACACAAUGCCCGUUUUGUGAUCAAAACUGAUCACAUGCCACUUAAAGGUUUGCUAGAGUCUCCCAUACAAAACAGGAAAAUACAAACGUGGGCGCUCAAUAUACAAGCGUAUAACGCUAGGAUUGAGUACAUUCCAGGAACAACGAAUACUAUAGCUGAUUUAUUAUCAAGAGUUCCCUACAAGGACAGUCCAGAUGAGACGGAUGUUGGAGAUCCAGACAUAAACGACCACACGUGGGAAAUACAUGCUAUCAAUACAAACAGAUUAGAGGGACUAGGUAUUAGAGACGAACAGGACGAAACAGGAGAAAUCCAUGAGGAGACAGUGAGUGACCUUAUGGGUUUUGACAUGAAAAUUGAACAGGAAAAAGACGAAGAUAUAAGAAGUAUAAUUGAGGCAUUAAAAACAAACAAACCGUAUAAGAAAAAUAAAAACUGUCUGAUCCUACCAGAGGAUGGACAGUUAUAUUAUAUAACAAAUAAGGAAGAUGACCCGAUUUUAAGGAAAUAUAUCCCCAGGCAUCUAUACUUGAGAGUACUGAACCAGUAUCAUAAUGACAAUGGCCACUUGGGAAUAGAUCGCACUUACGAUGCUAUUAGAACGAAAUAUUAUUUUCCAGAUCUAUACCGCAGGGUAUACGAACAU